AUGCGUUUCUCAACAGUAUUCACUCUCCUCGCCGCCACACUCGUCGUUGCCGCACCAGCACCAGCCGACCUUCAAGCCGACGGUGACAAGGGCAAAGGAAAGAAAGAAGGAGGAGCCAUCGCGGCCUGUGAGACACAAACUGCCGCGGACCACGUCAAGUGCAUAGACGCCUGCGGCGCAGCCAAGAACGUCUUGAUGAGAAGAGCCGACCAAGGCCUCGGAGACAAGGGCGACAAGGGCAAAGGCGGCAAGGAUAAGGGCUGUAUUCUGGAUUGCACUUCUAAGGCUGUUGCCGGAUACACUGGUUGUGCGGGCGUUGGUCCUGGCCCCGUUCCUACCAAGCCCAACUAA
Messenger RNA from Colletotrichum phormii, 351 nucleotides. RefSeq lists its product as uncharacterized. NCBI's taxonomy places the organism in Eukaryota, Fungi, Ascomycota, Sordariomycetes, Glomerellales, Glomerellaceae. The record is from RefSeq and is a predicted model, not a curated record. The coding region runs from base 1 to 351 and encodes 116 amino acids. The transcript has 2 exons.